AUGUCUUUGAAGAUCAAGCAUCUGAAUUCAGAUGCUUCGUUCCUACUUAGCUUCGAACCCAUUCCAACCUCUUUUCCACCUACACCUGGACAAUCGAGCACACCAUUCACAAUUCUCCUCGAUCCGUGGGUUUCCGGUCCUUCGAAGAUAUGGCAUUCCAAAUUCUCUACGUCUAAGCACAGGAUCCCAGCUUGCAUUUCCUCGUUGACAGAACUCCCGGAACCCGAUCUUGUCAUUAUCAGUCAAUCAAAAACCGAUCAUUGCCAUAGGGAGACCCUCACACAGUUACCACCGAGUGGAGGAAAGACAGUUAUUUUAGCAGAACCUGCAGCGGCCAAGAUAAUUCGAGGAUGGAAGCAUUUUGAUGCUGAGAAAGUUGUUACGCUACCAAAGUGGGAAGAACCUCGAGGUCGUAAGACUUCCACCGUGCAUCGCGUUCCGGUGCCAGCUCUGAGUCCAGAAGGCUCGAGAGGGGAAGUUACAAUUGCAUACAUGGCACAGAAGGCGGAUCUCACCGGGUUACACAGUGCUGUGGGUAUCACCUACAGACCCCCGACGUCACAGGAUAUGUUUCCGUUGACACCUCCGGCUUCACCUCACUCUGGUCAAUCGUUCGCCACUACUCAUCGUCCUGACAGAGCUUUGUCAGUCAUCUUCUCACCUCAUGGCUGCAGCUACAAGACAUUGUCUCCCUACGUCGCAUCACACCUCAUCACUGAAGCGGCUUUGCCAUUGACAGCUCUACUCCACUGCUUUGAUCGGAUCACCAACUCAUGGUACCUCGGGGGAAACAUUUGCAGCGGUUUUCCUGGAGGGUUGGCAAUUGCUCAAAAUCUUUGUGCCCAGACAUGGAUCAGUGCCCAUGAUGGUGACAAGGAAUCGACAGGUUUCGCAGUCACCAAUCUCGUGGUAGAAAAGUAUGAUCGAGAGAAAGUUGAGAGCAUCGUCAGUCCUCGAAACGAGAAAUUCCCCAACCGAAGAACCGGUACAGAAGCAGUAGUUCUACAACCCGGAGAAGAAAAGCAUUUGAUUCAAAGCAUGAUGGAUCUGGACGCUGACACCUCGACCCCGCGGACGAGUCAGGAGACGGCAUAA
Messenger RNA from Glarea lozoyensis ATCC 20868, 1095 nucleotides. RefSeq lists its product as uncharacterized. Lineage: Eukaryota; Fungi; Ascomycota; Leotiomycetes; Helotiales; Helotiaceae. The transcript has a single exon. The record is from RefSeq and is a predicted model, not a curated record. Bases 1 to 1095 code for a protein of 364 amino acids.